AUGAACAUGCUGAUGCUAAUAGUUGUAUCAGAAACACAAAGAAACACAUUGUUGUUGUGGCUGUUGAAACAGAGAACAAGAGGUGUCACUACAAUACCACGAGGAAGAGAAGCACGACCGCGCACUGAAGUGCAACAGAAAAAAGCGAGAAAUAAACAAAUCUCAAAAUAUUGCAGUGUUGACAUAACGAAGCUUCGGUCCACUACCCUUUCUUGUCUAGGAUGUCGCAUUGAGAAAAAUGACACUACCAGCUGUAGUACACGAGCACGAGGCGUUAUUGUUUAUUCGUUUCAGAUUCAGGUGACCUUCCGUACCCGUUCACUUGAUGGAUGUCUUUGCAGGCGGC
Amoebophrya sp. A120 is the source of this 346-nucleotide messenger RNA. The record is from the annotation of a GenBank genome assembly. NCBI's taxonomy places the organism in Eukaryota, Dinophyceae, Syndiniales, Amoebophryaceae.